AAUUAAUAUGAUGGCUAGAAAGGAUUAUGGGAAUUAUAUCCCAAAGUGAAGAGUAGUAAACUUUGAUUAUUUUAAAUGCACUGACCGUGGUAAGAAACGACUCUCUGAUAACGCCAACCUUGAGCCUGUGAGCCCUGAUGAUCGAGAAAAUGGCUAUUAUUUUGUCCAAAAUCCUCCUGUUAAGAAUAGAGGCAUGAUAGUUGCUUCUCGAAAGUUAUCACUACCGGCUAAAGAAAUUGUGCAUAGUACUAAUAAACCCCAAAAAAUUGAAGCUUCAGAGGAAGAACCAGAAGCUCAGGAACGCUUUGUGGACUCUCCUGAAAUUUCAAAGCCGAAGAGAAAAUAAGUUGAAAAGAAUUGUAUUGAGGAGAAUUUCUCCUGAGAUUUAUAAAGAUCAAAUGGAUCACAGUUCCACACUUGAUAAUAGAGAUUGCAGUACGAAAAUAGUGAAUAGUAGAAGUCUUAGGAGGAAAGGUGAAGACCCUUCACAUUUUAGAAAUCGCUCUUUUGAUUCCUCACUUCGUCGUGCAGGAGCUGAGAGUCUUCUAGUAUCACCUGAAAGAGACAGAGAUGGAGUUCAAGGAAGAAGUAAAGAAAAAGAUUAUUACAAAGGAACUCCUCCAGAAUAUGGUAGUGAAAAUUUCAAUAACUCUCUAAAUAUCCCAAGUUAUCAAUCUUCUGCAAGCAAUGAAAGUCAAAGAGGGUAUUACAAGCUUCCACAGAGGAAGCAUUUUGAAAACCCGUAUUCAUACUAAGUGUUGCUUUCAGUUUAUUCGAACAUUUUGAAAAUAUA
Messenger RNA from Moneuplotes crassus, 793 nucleotides. The record is from the annotation of a GenBank genome assembly. NCBI's taxonomy places the organism in Eukaryota, Ciliophora, Spirotrichea, Euplotida, Euplotidae.